AUGACAACGGAUACCUCUGUUAUCCGAAAUAAUGAUUCGUUUUGGGAAGUUGACGAUUUUACCCGUUUCGGAAGAACUCAGCUAUUGAACUAUUAUUUACCACUAGCUAUUAUAGCCUCAAUUGGAAUUUUUGGGCUUUAUCACUAUGGUUCAUCUCGCAGUGAGAGGCUAAUUGAGUCCGAUUUAGUGAAGGAGUAUCUUUUUGGCGCACAAGAAGAGAGAAAAGAAGAUGAUAGUGUAGAAAGGCUUCUACUAAACUCAGGUACGCAAAAUAACUACGUUAAUGUCAGGAAUCAAGGAAAAAUUUUGCAACUUAGACACUUUAAUAUAAGGGAUAUAAAUGUCAGGGAAAUCGAUGCUAGAAAUGGUGGUGGGCUAACAUUUAAUAAACCAUCUACUGGUGACCACUUAAGAAAGUCUUUCGAAAUUGUGUUGGUAUCUUUGCAAGUAAUUGGCCUUUUCUUUUUAAGAGUAGCAAAUAUUAGUAUUGAAUUAACGAGCAGAGAUGUUACAGUUUUACUAGUAUUCUGGCUGAUACUACUUUCCCUAAGUAUCUUAAGAGUUCAUAAACAUGCAAUGGAUCUUUGGGUCAUCUGUUUUACUGCUUACACUGCCAUUUGGUUGUCUACCUGGAUCACACUACGUUCAGUAUAUAUUGGGAAUAUCAAUGACGUACCCUCACGAAUUUUCUACAUCUCUGAAUUUGUAAUUACUUCAAUUUUACAGUUAAUACUACUUACUUCACCGCUAAAAGACGGCUCCUCCAUCAUCUACAUAAGGGACAAUCAUGCGUCUCCUUCAAGGGAACACACAUCCUCUAUUUUGAGCUGUAUUACUUGGAGUUGGAUUACCGAUUUCAUAUGGCAGGCUCAAAAGAACACUAUUAAAUUAAAAGAUAUUUGGGGCUUAUCAAUGGAAGAUUAUUGCAUUUUUGUUCUGAAAAGGUUUACCAGUAAUGACAACAAUGCUAAUAGUUUGACAGUAUCACUUUUCAAAUCUUUUAAAACAUAUUUGAUCGUUGAAAUGUUAUGGGUUUCAGCAAACAGUUUUGUAAACCUUUUUCCCACUAUCCUAAUGAAAAAAUUCCUAGAAAUUGUGGAUAAUACAAACCGUUCCUCAUCAUGUAUGAACCUUGCGUGGCUUUAUAUUAUUGCUAUGUUCAUUUGUAGGUUAACAGUAGCAAUUUGUAAUUCACAAGGACAAUUUAUUUCUGAUAAGAUUUGUUUGAGAACAAGAGCCGUACUUAUAGGAGAAAUUUAUACAAAAGGCUUACGUAGGAAGUUGUUUGCAUCACCAAAAACCAAUCAUGAUGCAGAUAAUGUCUCUGCAAAUCUCGGUACCAUUAUUAAUUUAAUUUCCAUUGACUCAUUCAAGGUAUCUGAAAUAUCAAACUACCUUUAUAUGACAGUACAAGCAAUAAUUAUGGUAAUAAUUAUUAUAGGGCUACUUUUCAAAUUCCUAGGUGUUUCUGCUUUUGCAGGUAUCUUAAUAAUCUUAAUGAUGUUCCCAUUAAAUUUUUUGUUAGCUGAUUUGUUAGGCAAGUUUCAAAAGCGAGCACUACAAUGCACCGAUCAAAGAAUCGCCAAAUUGAACGAGUGUUUACAGAACAUGAGAAUCGUUAAAUAUUUUGCUUGGGAAAAUAAUAUUUUAAAUGAAAUUAAAUCGUUAAGGCAAAAGGAAUUGGGAUUCUUAUUAAAAAAAUCCUUACUGUGGUCUGUAACUUCUUUUCUGUGGUUUGUGACCCCAACAUUGGUAACUGGUGUUACCUUCGCCAUUUAUAUAUUCGUCCAACAACAAGAAUUGAAUGCCCCUCUUGCUUUCACUACUUUGUCCCUCUUCACUUUAUUGAAGACACCCUUGGAUCAAUUAUCAAAUAUGCUAAGUUUCAUGAAUCAAUCGAAAGUCUCUCUAAAAAGAAUAACCGAAUUUUUAAACGAAGGUGAUACAGAAAAAUAUAAUCAACUAACCAUAUCUCCAGAUAAAGAUAAAAUUGAAUUCAAAAAUGCAACUUUAGUCUGGAAUGAAAACGACAGUGGCAUAAAUGCAUUCAAGUUAUGUGAAUUGAAUAUUAAAUUUCAAAUUGGCAACUUAAAUUUGGUUUUGGGUUCGACAGGUUCUGGUAAAAGUGCAUUGCUAAUGGGUUUACUGGGUGAACUAGAUUUACUUAGUGGCUCUAUCAUUGUUCCAGGUUUAGAACCAAGACAUGAUUUGAUUCCUGAUCGCGAGGGUUUAACCAAUUCCUUCGCAUACUGCUCACAAAGUGCGUGGCUAUUAAAUGACACAGUAAAAAACAAUAUUAUCUUUGAUGGCUCCUAUGAUGAAAGUAGGUACAAAAAGGUAAUUGAUGCAUGUGGGCUGAAGAGGGACUUGAAAAUUUUACCAGCUGGUGACCUAACAGAAAUUGGUGAAAAGGGUAUAACGUUAUCAGGAGGACAGAAACAGAGGAUUUCUUUGGCCAGAGCUGUUUAUUCGAAUGCUAAGCAUGUCUUGCUAGAUGAUUGCUUGAGUGCUGUGGACUCACACACUGCCGUAUGGAUCUAUGAAAAUUGUAUCACAGGACCACUGAUGAAAAACAGAACCUGUAUUUUAGUCACGCACAAUUUUUCAUUAGCCCUUAAAAGUGCACAUUUUGCAGUUGUAUUAGAAGACGGGAAAGUGAAGAAUCAAGGCACUAUUAUGGAACUGCAGAAGAAAGGGCUUUUCAAAGAAAAAAAUGCUCAAUUGUCCUGCCAAGACAACAUUAAUGAAAAGAGCGCUAAUAGAUCAAAAGGUAACAGAGAAAACGACUCCCAGAAAACUAAGCCCGUUACCGCAGGCAUAAAAUUUGAUUCAGAUUUGGUUGAUAAUGGUCAGCUAAUAGAAGAGGAACGAAAAUCAAAUGGUGCCAUAGGCCUUGAUGUUUACAAAUGGUACCUGAAAUUUUUUGGAGGUUACAAAGCUUUAACGGCCUUGUUCACACUUUAUAUCACAACUCAAAUGUUGUUCAUCAGCCAAUCUUGGUGGAUACGACACUGGGUCAACGAUGCCAGGAUACAAAUAGACGCUUCCGGUUUUACUACCGACACACUGCCUUUAAAAGCAAUAACUUUGGAAGAACUUGACUCUUCGAAGAAUAAACACACAGCUUUUUAUUAUCUUAGUGUAUAUUUUGCCAUCGGUAUCAUUCAGGCACUAUUAGGUGGCAUUAAAACUAUGAUGACGUUUCUGUCCGGUAUGCGUGCCUCCAGGAAGAUCUUUAAUAACCUACUAGAUCUAGUUCUACACGCCAAAAUAAGAUUUUUUGACGUGACGCCAGUCGGUAGAAUCAUGAAUCGCCUUUCAAAGGACAUUGAAGGUAUUGAUCAAGAAUUAAUUCCAUAUUUAGAAGUGACUAUAUUUUGCCUUAUUCAAUGUGCAUCAAUUAUAAUUCUCAUUACUGUAAUAACUCCUCGCUUUUUGAUAGUCGCCAUUAUCGUUUUCGUUUUAUAUUAUUUCGUGGGAAAUUGGUAUUUAACGGCUAGUAGAGAAUUAAAAAGGAUUGAUUCAAUAACAAAAUCUCCCAUUUUCCAGCAUUUCUCAGAGACCUUGGUAGGCGUUUGCACAAUCCGUGCUUUUGGUGACGAGAGGAGGUUCAUUUUGGAAAAUAUGAACAAAAUUGACCAAAAUAACACAGCUUUCUUUUAUUUAUCAGUUACUGUUAAAUGGUUUGCUUUUAGGGUUGACAUGAUUGGUGCAUUCAUCGUUUUAGCAUCAGGCUCUUUUAUUCUACUUAAUAUUGGAAAUAUUGACUCUAGUCUUGCCGGUAUUUCUUUGACAUAUGCCAUUUUGUUUACAGAUGGCGCAUUGUGGCUAGUUCGACUGUACUCAACAUUUGAAAUGAACAUGAACUCUGUUGAAAGACUAAAAGAAUAUUCUAGCAUUGAGCAGGAGAACUAUUUUGACCAUGAUGAAGACCGUAUUCAACUCCUUAAUGAGUCGUGGCCAAAAGAUGGUAAAAUUGAAGUUGAGAACUUAUCAUUACGUUACGCAUCAAACUUACCUCCAGUCAUAAAAAACGUUAGCUUCAAAGUGGAUCCUCAAAGUAAGGUUGGAAUUGUCGGAAGAACUGGCGCAGGCAAAUCUACCAUAAUUACGGCCUUAUUUAGAUUACUAGAACCAAUAACCGGAUGUAUCAAAAUAGAUGGCCAUGAUAUAAGUAGAAUUGAUCUAGUGACUUUACGUCGUUCCAUUACUAUCAUUCCCCAGGACCCUAUUCUAUUUACAGGAACAAUUAAAAGUAAUGUUGACCCAUAUGAUGAAUAUGACGAAAGAAAAAUAUUAAAGGUGCUUUCACAAGUAAAUUUAAUUUCUUCACGUGAAUUUGAAGAUGCGUUUAACUUGAAGGAAAACUUUGGUGCCUCUCAUAAUAAAUUUUUAAAUCUUCGAACUGAAAUAGCUGAAGGCGGCCUAAACCUCUCCCAAGGUGAAAGACAAUUACUUUUCAUUGCACGAUCAUUGUUGCGCGAGCCCAAAAUCAUACUGUUAGAUGAGGCUACUUCCUCCAUUGAUUACGAUUCUGACCAUCUAAUUCAGGGUAUUAUAAGAAGCGAGUUCAAUAAAAGCACAAUUCUCACUAUCGCACAUCGUUUGAGAUCAGUUAUCGAUUACGAUAGAAUACUUGUGAUGGAUGCAGGUGAGGUAAAAGAAUAUGAUCGCCCCUAUGAACUGUUGAAAAAUGAACGGAGUAUAUUUUAUAGUAUGUGUCGCGACAGCGGGGAUCUGGAACUUUUGAAACAAAUAUCCAAGCAAUCAAGUAAGAGAUGA
Molecule: messenger RNA, 4782 nt
Organism: Saccharomyces paradoxus
Lineage: Eukaryota; Fungi; Ascomycota; Saccharomycetes; Saccharomycetales; Saccharomycetaceae
Gene: VMR1
Product: putative ATP-binding cassette multidrug transporter VMR1
Exons: 1
Coding region: 1-4782 (1593 amino acids)
Biological process (GO): transmembrane transport
Cellular component (GO): fungal-type vacuole membrane; fungal-type vacuole
Molecular function (GO): ATP hydrolysis activity; ABC-type peptide transporter activity; ATP binding
Source: RefSeq, a predicted model, not a curated record